Molecule: messenger RNA, 1753 nt
Organism: Chaetomium strumarium
Lineage: Eukaryota; Fungi; Ascomycota; Sordariomycetes; Sordariales; Chaetomiaceae
Product: 3-hydroxyacyl-CoA dehydrogenase
Exons: 1
Coding region: 156-1421 (421 amino acids)
Biological process (GO): fatty acid metabolic process
Molecular function (GO): oxidoreductase activity, acting on the CH-OH group of donors, NAD or NADP as acceptor; NAD+ binding
Source: RefSeq, a predicted model, not a curated record
UAUUUAAUUAAACAGCCAUUUGAUCAGAUGGAUUGCAUCACUUUGACUGGAAGGCCCCUUUGGCUUACUCCAUCAAACUGCGUACGACGUCAACAAGUUACACAUCGCUCAAUCCACCCCAAUGCCAUCUUGACCAGCGUGACAUUUCACUUGCGAUGCUUCGUAUGAUGAGUGGUCUAACUCCAACAACCCUGGCCGUCGGCAAGCGGGCCUUUGUGGCGAGGAAUCUGGCAUCGUACAGAGCGUUACGGCCAAUCUUCGCUUCAGAUUCCGCGGUAGUCUCUCGAGGGUCACCACUAGCUUCACUGCACAGACCUGUCAUCCCCUUCAGUCACUCACCCAGACCUUAUCACUCCGCAUUCAGUACCUCUGCCGGUUUACUUAACACGGCCACCAAUGGAUCACAGCCACCCAAGUGGCGCCCUCCAUCGGACGAGAGCCUCAACCAGCGACCGGUGCUCGUCGUCGGCGCGGGCAAUAUCGGACGGCGCGUGGCCCUCGUCUGGGCUUCCAAUAACCGGCCUGUAACCAUCUAUGACAUCUCGCCGGACGCCCUACACUCGGCAACAGAAUACAUCACCGACAACCUGGGCUCCUUCUGCGCCGAGCGCGACACCCACCCGGGCCAGGUCCGCACCACGGGCGACCUCCGCACGGCGACCACCACCUCGGGCAGCCCGGAGCGCAACUCGGCCGGCGACAUCGCCGCCAGCGAGCACACCAACGCCCCCUGGCUGGCCAUCGAAUGCCUCCCGGAGUCCCUCCCGCUCAAGGCGUCGGUCCUCGCCCUGCUCGAGCGCUCCCUGCCGGCCGACUGCAUCCUCGCGUCCAACAGCAGCAGCCUGACGACGGCCGAGAUGGCGGCCGAGGGCCCGCUCCUGCACCCGCACCGCCUGCUCAACACGCACUACUUCAUCCCGCCGCGCAACCGCAUGGUCGAGCUCAUGUCGUCGGGCGAGACCGCGGCCGCCAUCUUCCCCUUCCUGGCGGCGCAGAUGCGGCGUGUCGGCUUCGUGCCGGUCGUCAUGCCCCGCGACAUCCAGAGCCGCGGCUUCAUCUUCAACCGCAUCUGGGCCGCGUGCAAGCGCGAGACGCUGGCCGUCCUCGCCGACGGCGUGGCCAAGCCGGCGGAUGUGGAUGCCUUGUUCAGGGACUUCUUCCAUGCGGAGAAGGGCCCGUGCGAGCGGAUGGAUGAGGUCGGGCUAGACGUCGUGGCGAGGGUCGAGCAGCAUCACCUGGAGAGGAGGCCGGAGCUGGGCAGUGCGGGCCACUUGGCAUGGCUGAAGGUGAAUUAUGUCCAGCAGGGGAAGCUGGGGGAGAAGAGCGGUGAUGGCCUGUUUACAGCCGAGGAGAGGAUUCAGCUGAAGGAGAACCAUCGGGCGGGAAGACACGGGGCCGUGGAUGAGACGGCUGGGGCGUGAAGUUUGUAUCUGCGUCUUGCCUCCAGGUUGAAGCUUGGUCCGUGGGCGUGGUGAUGUAUGGCUUGAGGAGGUCUUAGGUUUCGCGUUGAUUCCUACGUCUUGUCUGGACAACACAUCGCAUAACGAAAACGCGCGGGCGAGCUGCAGAGUAAGCGCAGCAUGAUGACCUGUAAGAUGCACCUGCCAGCUACCAGCCAAGGUGGUUGGGGUGUCAAGACAGCCGUGACGGUGCAUUACCUGUACCUUGGGGUGUCGGAGUCGUGCGGGCAGAUAGCUGCCAGGAGCAUGCCUUCCCCAAGGCAUCAAGCAAAGGCACACUCGCUGUAUGUGGG